Molecule: messenger RNA, 693 nt
Organism: Danaus chrysippus (African queen)
Lineage: Eukaryota; Metazoa; Arthropoda; Insecta; Lepidoptera; Nymphalidae
Source: the annotation of a GenBank genome assembly
AUGUUUUGCCCACCCUCUGAAGAAAAUAUAAAAGUUGACAACAAAAAUUUACCUAAUAGGAAAGCAAGUCGAUCGAACAGGAAGAAUAAAAAGCAUAUCAAGAAAAAAGUUAAAAGACAUACAAAACUUUCUCGGAGUAUGUCAUCUUGGGCGGAAAAUUUCACUUUUGCGGCUACUUGGCAGCUAAAGCAACAAGUUGCUUUUUGGAAAGCACGAGCUAAAGCUUUAGAAUAUGAAAACGGUGUAUUACACGACGUUAUACGUAGAAACCAAUGUGCUGUUAAGUCUAAUACUUGUACUGACGAUGACGGAAGUAGUGAUGAAAAUAAUCAUUCCGAACAGGAAGACGCUCAAACAGAUAAUGCUAUGGUUGAAGACAACGAGGAUGACGAAUUUGAAGUAAGUGAACAGUUCAUAACAUUUUUAACAGCAAACGCGAAGUACAAAGAAGACGCUAAACGUGAAAGGGAAAGGUUGAAGGCACAAUCAGAAGCUGAAAAUCAAGAAAAUAUUACAGAAGAGAUCCAAGAAAGUGCUCAAGAAAAUAUGGACAGGAUGAGGAAUUUGUAUGGUGAUAAAUGGCAGAGGAUAUCGGCAUUAGAAAUGUCCUUAUUGACUAAUUUUAUACAAGAGUGUGAUCAGAAUAAACCUUCGUAUUGGCCGAAUAUACCAUUUAAUUUUAAUACAAGCUGA